Molecule: messenger RNA, 255 nt
Organism: Racocetra persica
Lineage: Eukaryota; Fungi; Glomeromycota; Glomeromycetes; Diversisporales; Gigasporaceae
Source: the annotation of a GenBank genome assembly
AUGUGUGUUUGGGCAGACUAUUCGAUCCGGCCACCGCAAGUCCCAACGGGAUCGUUAACAUCAUUACUUACUCUUGAUCACAAACAAAGCCCCGUGGGCUUUUUGGACAAUGUUUCAUGGCUGUGUGAUGUGGGAAUUAGUCGAUCUAAAAUUCGAAGCAAGAGUCUACCACGAGCCCAUGGACAAAGCUCCGUGUAUAAAAUGUGGCAAAGUGCUGACUCUUUGAAGAUUCAAUUGGACACGCUGGAAAGAUAA